Molecule: messenger RNA, 615 nt
Organism: Cladophialophora bantiana CBS 173.52
Lineage: Eukaryota; Fungi; Ascomycota; Eurotiomycetes; Chaetothyriales; Herpotrichiellaceae
Exons: 1
Coding region: 1-615 (204 amino acids)
Source: RefSeq, a predicted model, not a curated record
AUGUCGAGUAUCCAAACAUGUGCGGAUUCUCUCGCCACCUUCUUCAAGCGCAAGAAUGCCUUUGAGUUGUUUUCAGCUUUCCUCAAUGGCAUGAGUGUCGUCGCUCAGUUCGUCGAAGUCCUUCAAGGUUCAUCUGCUCUCGAAGAAAUCGGCCAGAAAAUCCAUCGUGAGCUGGAGGCUCAGACAGGCCUCACUGCUCCAAAGACCUUUACAAAGCAAGUCCACAAAGUCAUUGUCCACGAAACAUCGCUGGCCCACGAAGACGGCGCUCGGCAUUUUCACUUCUUGUAUCACCACGACACCGAUUGGCGUGGAUACUUCUUCGACAUCGUCUCCCGAGAGCCGCUGCCUCCAAACCUCCUUAGUGUCUCGGAAAAUCUUGAUCCACUUUGCCUGUGGAUGGCCUUUCUCAGACAAUAUAUUGACGAGCACGACAAGAAAACACGAUUUCACCUUAUCAUCCCAGCAUACCGUCCUCUGGUCAUCAAAGAUCCGUUGAUUUUCCCGGCCGAUUUAUUUCCAUUUACUGUUCAAGGGUUAGUCCACGACUCCAAGGCCUAUGUCUGGCUCAACCUACCGACUAUGACAAAACCUCCGCCCAUACCAUCGAACUAA